Messenger RNA from Nannizzia gypsea CBS 118893, 1515 nucleotides. RefSeq names its product zinc-regulated transporter 2. Gene Ontology annotation, cellular component: plasma membrane. Lineage: Eukaryota; Fungi; Ascomycota; Eurotiomycetes; Onygenales; Arthrodermataceae. Gene Ontology annotation, molecular function: zinc ion transmembrane transporter activity. Gene Ontology annotation, biological process: zinc ion transmembrane transport. The coding region runs from base 1 to 1515 and encodes 504 amino acids. The record is from RefSeq and is a predicted model, not a curated record. The transcript has 7 exons.
AUGCCUCGCGGGACGCCACAUAUAAGAGAUCUAAACUCUUCCGCCCUCUUCAUUCUCACGGACUCCGUUUUUUAUCCUUUGGAAAGGAUGGCUCGGUUCGCGCUGCUUGGCCUAUAUCUUGCACAGUGCUCCGUCUUCGUCUUUGGACAAAGACACAAUGAGCCUGUGACUGUCUACGCAGGCAUUACUCCUGCUGCUGCUGCUGCUGCUCCCCAGAUAACCGCAGUAACCGGAUGCCAUAACCAUGGCCCUGAAACAUAUUGUAUUGACCCAACUGGCGGAGAGGUGCUUGUAUCCGGUGAAGCUACAGCUACAGGCCCUCCACCCUCACAAUAUACAGGUUGUCAUAACCACGGCUCGGAUACAUAUUGUUUAGGGCCUGGCGGAUCCGAAGUCCAGAUAGUAUCCGAAGGAUCUUCGGGCGGAGGAUCUUCAGGCGAAGGCCAUGAUCACGAAGAACACGGCCAUGAAGGGAGCAGCCAUGAAGGUCUAAACUGUCAUUUCCAUGCGGGAGUAGAGCAUUGUGUUCCUACGGGCGGAGGUGAGGCACCGCCUGUGUCCUGUGAUCGAGUUGAUCGAGACUACAAUAUUCCUUACCGUAUCGGGUCUCUAUUUGCCAUCUUGUUCACAAGUGCAAUUGCUGUGUUUGGCCCCGUCCUGAUGAGGCGGUUCUUUGCAUCAAAGAUGAAUAUCUUUGUGUUCACAAUCAUCAAGCAGCUUGGCACAGGUAUCAUGAUUGCAACUGCUUUCAUACAUCUUUUGACACACGCCGAGCUCAUGUUUGGCAAUCAAUGCCUCGGUACUCUUCAAUACGAAGCUACUGCUACAUCCAUCUUCAUGGCCGGACUAUUCGUAACCUUCUUGAUCGAAUACUUUGGAAAUAGGGUAGCCUCUUCACGUAGCAAGAGGCAUCCUCAGGGGGAUGAGAUGGAACCUUCCGCGACCUCUAGCCACACUGGCCCGGUAUCAGGGGCGAAGAUGGGUCUAGAUUCGGCAAUUGCAAACCUGGGUCACAGCCAUGGUGAAUCAGGUCCAGAUGACAAGAUUAGCGUUUUUCUCAUGGAAGCAGGCAUUGUCUUCCACUCAGUUAUCCUCGGUGUGACACUAGUAGUCUCAGGUGAUUCCGGCUACACUCCCUUAUUCAUUGUGAUAAUCUUCCACCAGAUGUUCGAAGGCCUGGCGCUUGGAUCCCGAAUCGCUGAUCUGCCCUGCACGGCCAUAUCUACCAAAUAUAUCAUGGCUUCUAUCUUUUCCCUCAUCACACCUCUGGGUAUGGCCAUUGGCCUUGGGGUACUUCAUUCAUUCAACGGAAAUGAUAAGAGUACUAUUAUUGCAAUAGGCACCCUCGACGCAUUCUCUGCUGGUAUCCUUGCAUGGGCUGCCAUCGUCGAUAUGUGGACUCAUGACUGGCUGCAUGGAGACCUCAAAGACGCUGGUGUUGGUCGAACGAUGACUGGCCUCCUGGCACUCAUCACGGGUAUGGUUUUGAUGGGAGUCUUGGGCAAAUGGGCAUGA